ACCUCCCCCCCUAGAAUGUCAAGGCAGCCCCGUAAAACCCUGAGAGCUCACAGGAUGGAGACCUCCCACGUUUGUUGCAGAGGAUACAAAGGCUACAAGAACGGCCAGAUCCUUGCCCUCAGGAAGCUUCUCUUCUGGAAGAUGCUCUUCAGAGCCAGAUCCAGGGAUGAGCUCUUGUCCUGUCGCAGAUGUCCCAAACAGAACUCUAACGUCCCCCUUCAUGUUGAGGGCAGCUGGUCCAGGAACGACUGCUCGACUUCUCGCUCCCAACGCUACGCUCUAGCCUUCGCAACUAAAGAAAGCCUCAAAGAUCAGGGUCUCAGGAUGCCUCAGAGAAACGCAGGCGCCACGACUUCGCAGGGAGCCCUCCGGCAAGAAGAGAAGCCAGAAAGGAAAGAAAAUACGACUCCCAGAAUGCUCUGGGUCAGAGCAGCACGUAGACGCGCUGGACGUCAGACGACGUGGAGGCUGGGCCUCGCGGCUUCACGACACCAGCACGCGGCGCUCUGUGUGACGUCAGCUCCCUGCGCCGCCCCGGCUUCUGCCCGUCCGAGGGACGAAGGUGACAGCGGGAAGGUUCGCUCCCUGGGCGGCAGCGGCGCUGCGAAGCCUCUGUUUUCCUGCCGCCUGCGGUCCCCUUCCCGGCUCGCCAUGCUGACAGCGCAGCGGCUCGCGCGAGGGGCGCUCUCCGCCACUCUGACCCGAUUCACCUCCCAGGAGGCGGGGACGGCGAGCCCCAAGAAAGUGACGUUUGGGUCCCUAAAGGAUGAGGACCGCAUCUUCACCAACCUCUACGGCCGCCACGAAUGGAGGCUGAAAGGGGCCCAGAGCCGGGGCGACUGGUAUAAGACGAAGGAGAUCUUGCUGAAGGGGCCUGACUGGAUCCUCAACGAGAUCAAGACGUCGGGCCUGCGGGGCCGCGGCGGGGCCGGCUUCCCGACAGGCCUGAAGUGGAGCUUCAUGAACAAACCCUCAGAUGGCAGGCCCAAGUACCUGGUGGUGAACGCGGACGAGGGCGAGCCGGGGACCUGCAAGGACCGGGAGAUCAUGAGGCACGACCCCCACAAGCUGGUGGAGGGCUGCCUCAUCGGGGGCCGCGCCAUGGGCGCCCGCGCUGCCUACAUCUACAUCCGGGGAGAGUUCUACAACGAGGCCUCCAACCUGCAGGUGGCCAUCAGGGAGGCCUACGAGGCCGGGCUCAUCGGCAGGAACGCCUGCGGCUCCGACUAUGACUUCGACGUGUUUGUGGUGCGGGGGGCCGGGGCCUACAUCUGCGGAGAGGAGACGGCGCUCAUCGAGUCCAUCGAGGGCAAGCAGGGCAAGCCGCGCCUCAAGCCGCCAUUCCCCGCCGACGUGGGCGUCUUUGGCUGCCCCACCACGGUGGCCAACGUGGAGACGGUGGCCGUGUCGCCCACCAUCUGUCGCCGGGGCGGGUCGUGGUUCGCCAGCUUUGGCCGGGAGCGGAACUCGGGCACGAAGCUCUUCAACAUCUCGGGCCACGUGAACCACCCGUGCACCGUGGAGGAGGAGAUGUCGGUGCCCCUCAAGGAGCUCAUCGAGAAGCACGCGGGGGGCGUGACCGGCGGCUGGGACAACCUCCUGGCCGUGAUCCCCGGCGGCUCGUCCACUCCUCUGAUCCCCAAGUCGGUGUGCGAGACGGUCCUCAUGGACUUUGACGGCCUGAUCCAGGCCCAGACGGGGCUCGGCACGGCCGCCGUCAUCGUCAUGGACCGAUCGACGGACAUCGUGAAAGCCAUCGCCCGCCUCAUCGAGUUCUACAAACACGAGAGCUGCGGCCAGUGCACGCCUUGUCGGGAGGGUGUGGACUGGAUGAACAAAGUGAUGUGGCGAUUCGUCAAGGGCGAUGCCCGCGUGUCCGAGAUCGACGCCCUCUGGGAGAUCAGCAAACAGAUCGAGGGUCACACCAUCUGCGCCCUGGGCGACGGGGCCGCCUGGCCUGUGCAGGGCCUGAUCCGCCACUUCCGCCCGGAGCUCGAGGAUCGGAUGCACCGUUUCGCUGGGCAGCACUCGGCCCGCCAGGCUGCCUAGGCCGGAGCCCCCUCCCCCGCCCCCUCCCCGCGUUGCUCUGAGUGAAUAAAGCCGGCGCUGCCCUCGGGCGGCUGCCCAGUUUCUAUUC
Monodelphis domestica (gray short-tailed opossum) is the source of this 2137-nucleotide messenger RNA. RefSeq names its product NADH:ubiquinone oxidoreductase core subunit V1 (gene NDUFV1). The record is from RefSeq and is a predicted model, not a curated record. Lineage: Eukaryota; Metazoa; Chordata; Mammalia; Didelphimorphia; Didelphidae. Gene Ontology annotation, biological process: mitochondrial electron transport, NADH to ubiquinone. Gene Ontology annotation, cellular component: respiratory chain complex I. Gene Ontology annotation, molecular function: FMN binding; NADH dehydrogenase (ubiquinone) activity; NAD binding.